GAGAAAAGCCUGACGGAGCUUCACCUUACAUUUCUCUCUUCUGCUGUCAGCGAUGGCCGAUGCUGAUCUGAUCGAGGAGCUGGAAUGUUCCAUCUGUCUGAGCAUUUAUACCGAUCCUGUAACCCUGACAUGUGGACACAACUUCUGCCGGGACUGUAUUAAUCUUGCUCUGGAUGAACAGCAAUGGUCUGAAGGUUAUUCCUGUCCGCAAUGUAGAGCAAACUUCAAGAAACUUCCCGUCCUUCAGAAGAACACAAGUUUGGCCAACAUAGUGAAGCUUGUACUACGUGAUCCACCAUCUCAGAACGUCUUCUGUACUCAAUGUAUUCACACUCCUGUACCUGCUGUCAUAUCAUGUCUGAUGUGUGAAGCUUCUCUGUGUGACGAUCACCUGAGAGUCCACAGCAAGGCACCAGAACACGUCUUAUGUGACCCCCCCACCACUUCCCUGGAGAACAGGAAAUGCUCCGUCCAUAAGAAGAUCCUGGAGUAUUACUGCACUGAGGACUCCUCCUGUAUCUGUGUGUCCUGCAGGCUGGAUGGAGAACAUCGGGGACACCAGGUGGAGAGUCUGGAUGAGGCCUCUGAGAAGAAGAACAAACUGAGGAAUGUUCUGCAGAAACUGAUGACAGAGAGACAGAAGACGGAGAAAAGAGUCCAGAGUCUGGAGGAACACAGGAGGAAAGUACAAGGAAAAGCAGAUGAUGAAACAGAGAGAGUCACUGUCCUGUUCAGAGACCUCAGGAGACGUCUGGAAGACCUGGAGAAGAGAGUCCUGAGGGAGAUCUCCGGGCAGGCAUUGUGGGUCUCUGUCACCAUGUCAGAUAUGAUCUGGGAUCUGGAAAUAAAGAAGGAGGAGCUGUCCAGGAAGAUGGGGGACAUUGAGGAGCUGUGUAACAUGACGGAUCCACUGACUGUCCUCCAGGAAUCAGACACAGGUGACUUGUGUGAUACUGAGGAUGAUGAGGACAGAGAGAGACGUGAUAAACUCCUCCAUGAUGGAGGGGAUCUGGAUGUGGAUGUGGCGGGGGUCUUACACACAUUACACACAGGUUUAUCUGAUAUCAUACAGCAAGUGUCGGGGGUUACAGACAUAUUACUGGAUGUGAGUACAGCUGGUUAUCAUCUACAGAUAUCAGAUGACAGGAAAACUGUAUCCAGGUUAUAUAAGAGCCAGAAUUACCCAGAAACACCAGAGAGAUUUCAGUGUUCUCAGGUGAUAAGCAUUCAGAGGUUCUCCUCAGGGAGACAUUACUGGGAAGUGGAUGUCGGGGGAUCCAGGAUCUGGAGAGUUGGGAUGUGUUACCCCAGUAUAAACAGGAGAGGAGAUCAGUCAGAGAUUGGAGAUAAUAAGAAGUCCUGGAGUUUGGAGGGGUGGGGUAAUCAGUGCUCAGUGGUGCAUGACAAUAACAAGAUACCAUUACCCAGCAGUGUCUCCAGUAAGAGAGUCAGGAUAGAUCUGGAUUAUGAGGCCGGGCGGAUCUCCUUUUAUGAUCUGUGUGACCCGUUCCGACAUCUCCACACCUUCACCACCACCUUCACUGAGCCCCUCCAUGCUGGGGUAUGUAUAUGGUCUGGUCAUGUAAAGAUAUUGCGGGGGAAUCAGAUGUGAGAAAUCUGCUCAGAGACUGGUGACCUCACAGGGUGGAGAAUCCGAUUGGUGCGAUACUCAAUAGAGGGAAGCAGAGAACAAGAAACAAUUUUACCGAUUUAUGUAUAAAGCUGCAGGUUCCGGGGCCGUCAUCCUUAUCCUAAACCUCACUUCACCUCCUAGUGUGUCACUGACCAGGAACAAGCAUGCAGGAGGGCAGAGUGUUCAGACUUCACUGGCUGCAUGCUUGUUCUGGGUCAGUCACACACUAGGUAGUGUAUUAGGAUUGGGAGCCUUCACUUUUAAUAGUGUAUCUAUAGCCGAAAUGUGUAUUAUUUUCCGUUUUGGAUGGGGUGGGGGAGGAUUAGAACCCCUGUCAGGGU
This is a messenger RNA of Rana temporaria (common frog), 1974 nucleotides long. RefSeq names its product E3 ubiquitin/ISG15 ligase TRIM25-like. The transcript has a single exon. The coding region runs from base 53 to 1612 and encodes 519 amino acids. NCBI's taxonomy places the organism in Eukaryota, Metazoa, Chordata, Amphibia, Anura, Ranidae. Gene Ontology annotation, molecular function: zinc ion binding; protein binding. The record is from RefSeq and is a predicted model, not a curated record.